CUGAAGAGUUGCCACUGUAGGUAUCAUGCUAAUUCUGUUAUCUGUCAAGAAAGAAUCAGAUGGUAUCACACACCACCAGCUUCUCCCUGUAUUUUCUACCUCCAUUCUGACACACUGACUGCAUUAGCAUUGUCUUUUAUACUCAAAUUGUUUUUCACACCAAAUUCCCUGUGGGGGAGAGAAAUCUUUGAAGCCAUCCAUUCAAAUCUUCAAAGCAGGACCUUGAAGAGCACUCACAGAGUGGGAAAGUUUGGAGAAGGAGAUCAUGCUAUAAAGCUGGUUUCCCCCUUUUGCUUUCCAUACUUUUACCACUGCCGGUCAUUGCAGAAAGCUCCCUGAGUGUUGGAAAAGCUUUAUCAAUUUCUCCAUGUUGCAAACUUCUACCAGACCCUUCCAAAAUGUGUGACAUAGAACUAACCCACAUGCCUGCAAUGUGGACUGCAGCUUUAACCACUGGCAAUGAAAAUAUGUGGGGUGCGGGAUGUUGGGGGUUCAGAGCAAACUGCAUGUUCCUAUAGCAUGCACCUUUCAAGACGUGUUUUUAAGCUGAAUCUCUACUAGCGUUACAUAGCAAAAGACCUUAGGAAAUACAAACUUACACUGCUGAAGAACGUGGUAAAAGGUGGCAGAGUUCAGUUGUAGAGUCACACUGUCUAGAACAAUAAUAAAUCACUCAAGAAGUCUUGUUUUCUCCUCGGAGACAUUUGUCUUUCAUUUCCGCUAUGACAUAUUCCACAGCCCACACGAACAUUAAGUCAUACAUUUGAACAGGAACUUUGUGGUAAAACCAAAAAAAUUCCAUCAAAACCAGAAGAUACAAAGCUGUGUGUGCAUGUCCCGCGGCUGCUCAUUACUGACCCUGAUUAAGAACAGCACACUGCUCUCUGAGCCUCGUGCUAAAUGGAAACCGCUGAGUUCUAUUACGUUUAUUAUUUAGCUCAAGAUUAUCUGCAAUAUGUGCUUCAGGAAUCACGUCUUGGACCAGCCCAAACCAGGGUUGCUCAUGUCUUGCGAAACAUUGCAUCUUCACUCCAAGAUCAGACAGAGGAGGCUCUCAGACCCUUUUUGGACAGGAUCGAUAUCACCUCCGUUGAUGUUGCCAAGAGAAUUUUCAAUGGAGUCAUGGAAGAAAAAUUUGCUGAUGGAAAUACGAACUGGGGACGAAUUACGACCAUAUUUACUUUUGGAGGUCUUCUCACCAAGAAGCUUCAAGAGCACGGAGUUCAGCUCACCGGAGAGGAGAAGGAGCAGAUUUCUUAUUUCAUCACAGAGUACAUCAUAAACAACAAAGCCGCGUGGAUAGAUGCAAACGGUGGCUGGGAAAACGGUUUCCUAACAAAGUUUGAAAGAAGAUCACCACUGUCUUUCUCUACAAUUACAGACAUAUUUGCAGCUGUUUUUUCCUUGUUCAGAGAGUACUACUGAAAUAAAUGGACCUGCUUGCUGCCACAAGCUUCAUUGCUAAGUUUUCCUCCAAGCAGUAUCGACUAGAAAAUAACUGCCCUGUAUAAUUUGUUUUUAAUUUAUUUCUAUUUAUUUUGACUAAUGCGAUGUCUAACACCCUCUCCUAACUGUCAGACCUAAAGAAAGGAUGCUUCUAAAGAGGAAUCAGCACUGCAAUGUGCAGCAAUGCAAGCCAGCUCUGCAGCCAGAUGGUUCUUGGAAUCUCUGUUGCACCGCCAAUGAAAGGACAUUGUCUUACUGAAAUACAAUCCAAUGGGUUAGGAAACAAGUUUUAAUCUCAUUUGUUUUGUAAAUGAAAUACUACUGUAAUGCAUUUUUAUUGCAGCAUUUGUAUAAGCAAAGGGGGGGGGG
Messenger RNA from Coturnix japonica (Japanese quail), 1815 nucleotides. RefSeq names its product BCL2 related protein A1 (gene BCL2A1). Gene Ontology annotation, biological process: extrinsic apoptotic signaling pathway in absence of ligand; release of cytochrome c from mitochondria; mitochondrial fusion. Gene Ontology annotation, cellular component: mitochondrial outer membrane. The record is from RefSeq and is a predicted model, not a curated record. Lineage: Eukaryota; Metazoa; Chordata; Aves; Galliformes; Phasianidae. Gene Ontology annotation, molecular function: BH domain binding; channel activity.